UUACAAGUUUCUUUUCAAUUGUCUUAGUUUGGUUUUACAAACAAGCACAAUUGCUUGUUCAUCUGCAAUGAUAUGAGCGGAGUUUGGGACGAUUUAUCCAUUACUCUCUCUGUAAUAGACUAACAGAGAUUACCUAGUUUAUUGCACAUCGUACUUUUAAAAAUAUAAACGAAGAGUAAUUACGACCUUGGAUAGACUGUUUCCUAUGACAAACAAACGGUGAAGUAAUCUUUGCCGGCUUUUGCAAAUGAUAUAUUUCUUAAUUUGAUUUCAGCCGUCUAUGUUGCUUUUUAUAUGUGUUUUGGAGGUUCUAAUGUCUCUCUAUAGAUAGAAAAUGUCUUUCCUGAUUCAUCAGUAUCAGCCAAAGCCUUUUCGAUAGCUAUGUCAGUAUCAGAGAUAACUGAGGAGGAAGAAGAGGUAUCUAAGUUUAUUGAUCCUGAAGUCCAAAGGGAAAGAAUCCGACAGAUACUCAAGUACCAGAAAUCUGUGUAUUCUUCAUCUUCAUCUUCCUCUUCUUCUAUCUCAACCUCGGCAUCAUCUUCCAGAAGCUGUAGUUUACUAGACUUGAUGAAAGCAGGAAACGCUUCUCUCAGGAGAUUAUUUGACAUGCAGCAUACUAGUUUGGCCACCUAUUUUGAUAAGUACAGUGGAUCACCCACGAUAAAGCCUAUACCAUUAUGGGGCAGUGAUUCUGAUGUAGAAAUCUGUGAUGCUUGGGCAUCCAUCAAGAUCGGACCCUCACAUGAUUCUAGGUCUCUCGGAACUAAUUGCACAUCAAAUGGUGUUUUCAUGGACAGAAACACAGGGCUUCGGAAUAGCACGGUAAGGGUUAACAAACACAAGUUAACUAGGAAAAAGUCAUUUCGGAAGCUACCUGGAUUUGGUCUGCUAUGGAGAAGCGGAAGAUUUAGAGUCCGGAUCAGGAAUUUUUGCUCUAGAUGUCUUCAGUACAACACCCGUCUCGGCAAAUCUCCUUAUUAUAUUGACUAAUCUUGAGAUCUGUCCAUAGGCCCCAGCUCCGGCUAGUGAAUUCGACGGUGAUGACUGAUCAUUUCUGCCGUCAAGGUAUUUCAAUAGAAAGCUAGAAUGGGGUCCAUUUGGCCCUAUUUUGAUAUUACAGCUGCGUUUUGACCCUAGCUGAUCAAACUGAUCCUAAUCGAUCCUGAUUUCGUGGUGCUAAAAUAUUUUCUAGCGGUGCCGCUUGAUGCCCCGACAACACACUACC
Cucurbita maxima (winter squash) is the source of this 1225-nucleotide messenger RNA. RefSeq lists its product as uncharacterized. Bases 382 to 990 code for a protein of 202 amino acids. Lineage: Eukaryota; Viridiplantae; Streptophyta; Magnoliopsida; Cucurbitales; Cucurbitaceae. The transcript has 2 exons. The record is from RefSeq and is a predicted model, not a curated record.